UUCUUCUUCCUGGUUGUCGAAAGAAAAGUGAAAGUAGAUAAACGGACUAUCCACUGCUGCUCUGCUGCUACUCUGCUGAAUGCACUUUUUUAUGUUUUCACAGUUAAUUAAUGGUUUAAUUAUUGCAUUCAAAAGUAAUAUAGCCUACUACGCUACGACGCUUUGUAGGCUAUCAUGAAAGCGCCAGGGGGGGCACACUCUCCAUAAUCGUCCAGUGUAUGGUAGUAGUCAAGGCUACGGCAAUCUAGUUCCUGGAGGCUUACUGAACACAAUGGCAAAUAUGCCUGAGGUGCUUCUUACCGUAACAAUUCCUGGAGAAACAUCUGGUUCCUAUGCUGAAGCUGAAAUAAAGGCAUAUGAGUUGAUGGCCCAACGGAAAUCUACAGGUGCCAAGUAUGACAAACAGAAAGCAAAUUAUCACUCUAUGGACCAACUUUACAACAAUGAUUGUGCACCAGCAGGACCUGUGAAGGUGGACAGUACAGUCAUGACAUACAUAAAUGAAAUAUACCAUCAGGAACUGAAGAGAAUAAUAGGGGAGAAUGUUCAGAUGACACAAUCAAAAGGAGGGACCAUAGUGUCAUUCAAUUCGAAGCAGACCGUCCUUGCCCAGUUUACAAGACAGAAGUUCAUUACUUUCUAUCAGAAGAUCGCCACAGAGUUUCAGACGAAGAGGUUUGAUUAUAAGCCAUCGCAGGUCAAGUUGCUUGAAGCUGAGUUUCCAGAUCUUCUGAUUACCCCCGAUACCAAUAAGUCGUACAUUAUGGUGACGGGGGGCUACAAGAGCAUCGAGAGACUGGAGCAACAUUUUAAUGGUGUUAAAAGUCCAUCGAGAAGUCUUGGGCAUACUACACAGCAGGCCAGUGCAAAGGACAUUGUCUCUCCGGCAACCCAGCAGUCCAAAAAAGUUGAGGAGGAAACCUGUCCAAUUUGUAUGGACACCUUGACAGAAAAGAAGACGUUGCCCAAGUGUAAACAUUCAUUUUGCAAAGACUGCUUGAAGAGGGCAUUUGACUUUAAGCCAGUGUGUCCAAUCUGUGGUGUUUUGUACGGACAGCUGAAAGGGACCCAGCCUGAAAAAGGCACCAUGAGAUAUCACAUAGAAGACAAGACACACUUGCCAGGAUAUGAAAGAAAUGGCACCAUCGUGAUUGACUAUUACAUUCCAAACGGAACACAAGGGGAAGAGCACCCCAGCCCUGGGCAGCCCUAUGAGGGUGCAUCACGCACAGCCUAUCUGCCACACUCCUCAGAGGGCAGGAAGGUUCUGGGGCUGCUGCAGCGAGCCUUUGACCAGAGGCUCAUAUUCACUAUUGGCCGGUCGUCAACCUCAGGCAGGAACAACGUGGUCACAUGGAACGACAUCCAUCAUAAGACCUCACGUACUGGUGGCCCGAGCAGCUAUGGUUACCCAGAUCCAGAAUACCUCUCUCGGGUACAAGAGGAGCUGAAGGUGAAAGGAAUUUAUUAAACAAAAAAAACAUGUUUUACGAUCCAGAUGCAGCAUCUAAAACAGCAUCUGUUAAAAAAAAAAAAAGUAAAUACGUGGCAGCUAGACUUUCAGGUCCAGGUGAAUAUACCAUAGAAAUAAUGCAUUGUAUGUUUUUUGCACUAUACUGUUUUGCAUAACUAUAUGAAACAAGAAUAUACUUUUCUUUAUUUCCAACAAUAUUUAAAAUAUUGUAUAUGUAACUGACUAUACGUUCACUUUCCAUACGAAGUAUGAGAUACACUACACUAAUGCACACAUGUGGUACUUUAAUCAUAAUGGAAUGUAAUUGUAAAUGUUCAAAGACAAAUGUUAGAUGAUGUUAGUGGUUUCUAUAGUACAAAUUGACAAAUGUAUUCAUUUGAAUAAUUCACAUGUUCAAACAGUGACAAGAGCAACUGGAUCAGUGCAUGAGGAGUCCAGAUGUGUCCGCAUAUGCAUUGCAAAAUGGUUUCAGCCAUCUAAUUUUAAACUGCAGCAGGUUAGAUGAAAGACAGUCUUGGUAAAGGCAUUUCUAAAAAUAGAUUUCAUAUGAUUUAGUCUCCCUUUGUAGUAGAAGUUGAUUUCAAUAAAUAGUCAGACUACUUUUGACUGCUGAAGGUCUGAGUGUUGUACACUGUUUUUACUUUAGGAAGACUGUACCAAUAAAAACAAACACUUUUCUG
Molecule: messenger RNA, 2154 nt
Organism: Sardina pilchardus (European sardine)
Lineage: Eukaryota; Metazoa; Chordata; Actinopteri; Clupeiformes; Clupeidae
Exons: 4
Coding region: 272-1471 (399 amino acids)
Biological process (GO): protein ubiquitination; Notch signaling pathway
Cellular component (GO): nucleoplasm
Molecular function (GO): ubiquitin protein ligase activity
Source: RefSeq, a predicted model, not a curated record